Cyanistes caeruleus (blue tit) is the source of this 489-nucleotide messenger RNA. NCBI's taxonomy places the organism in Eukaryota, Metazoa, Chordata, Aves, Passeriformes, Paridae. The record is from RefSeq and is a predicted model, not a curated record.
CUUUUUUUGGUUUUUCUGUCCACAGGUGGAAAAACUACCGGCAAGUCAGUGCUCUGCUUUGGUUUCCCUUUGAGCAUUUUCUUCAUUGUCAUCAAUGAGUUCUGCGAGCGGUUCUCCUACUAUGGCAUGAAAGCUGUACUCACUUUGUAUUUCACCCGUUUCCUACUCUGGGGAGAUAACUUUGCCACUGCCAUCUACCACGCAUUUGUUGCUCUGUGUUACUUGACGCCGAUCCUUGGAGCAAUCAUUGCAGACUCUUGGCUGGGAAAGUUCAAGACCAUUCUCUACCUGUCCAUUGUCUAUGCGAUUGGGCAGGUAGUGCUGUCUGUGGGCUCCAUAAGUGACCUGACGGAUCAGAACCAGGAUGGCUCUCCUGAUCAUAUAGCAGUGAAUGUUGCUCUGUCCAUGAUUGGCUUAAUCCUUAUUGCCCUCGGUACUGGUGGGAUCAAACCUUGUGUGUCAGCAUUUGGUGGAGAUCAAUUUGAAGAU